Molecule: messenger RNA, 1749 nt
Organism: Brugia malayi
Lineage: Eukaryota; Metazoa; Nematoda; Chromadorea; Rhabditida; Onchocercidae
Gene: Bma-oct-1
Exons: 13
Coding region: 1-1749 (582 amino acids)
Biological process (GO): transmembrane transport
Cellular component (GO): membrane
Molecular function (GO): transmembrane transporter activity
Source: RefSeq, a predicted model, not a curated record
AUGGAUUUCGAUGCUCUACUUGUUGAGGUUGGCGAUUUUGGUCCAUUUCAAAUUACAUUAUUUUUUGUAAUUUGUUUGCCGGUAAGUUUACCAUCUGCAUUUUCGGCUUUCAAUCAGCCAUUUGUUGUUGGUCAGCCGAAUCAUCGUUGUCGUUUGCCAGAAGGACGUGAAGAUUUAAGUCCAAUAAAUGAAUUUGCUACACCGGAUGAAAUGAGUUGUCAACAGUAUAAUGCAACUGAAGUUGAUCAACUUUUGAAUUCUAGUAUUAAUUUGAUCAAUGAAAGGGAAUAUUUGAGGAAUUUAUCACUGAUAUCAUGUCAAAUAGGUUGGAUCUACGAUGAUAACAUCUAUAUUGAUACAUUAGUCACUGAGUAUGAUUUGGUAUGUGAUCGAAAAUAUUGGGUUGAUUUAACAAGUAUGGCAUUUUACAUUGGUAGUUUCAUUGGUAAUGUUUUAUUUGGAUAUAUUGCUGAUAAAUUUGGACGACGUGUAUCAUUUUUCUCAAUUCUUGCAACACUUGUAAUAUGUGGUACAAUGAAUGCAUUUGCAUGGGAUACGUAUUCUUUUACUGUAUUACGAUUUCUUACCGGAUUAGCAUUUCCGGCACUUUUUCAAUUACCUUUUAUUUUAAGUAUGGAAUUUAUGGGUAAAUCGGGUCGAAUAUUUUCUAGCAUUAUGCUUGAUGUUUUCUUUGGUGUAGCAAUGGUUCUUCUUGGUGUCUUAGCAAUGCUUAUCCGUCGAUGGCGACAAUUAAUUUUCUUUAGCAAUGCACCGUUUAUUAUUUUAUUCAUUUAUUAUUUCAUUGUUCCGGAAUCACCACGAUGGCUGGUUUCGGUUGGCCGUUAUGAUGAUGCUAAAACUAUUAUUAAACGUUUAGCAAAAAUUAAUGGACGAAAUGAGGUAGAUGUUGAUGAAUUAAUGAUAAAAUUUGCCGCAAAUAGUUGCAAUUUAACAGCGCAUUCAAACAAAUAUAAUUUAAUUGAUUUAUUUCGAACACCAAAUCUUCGCAAGAAAACCAUUCUUAUCACUUAUAUUUGGUUUGUGAAUGCAGUUGUUUAUAAUUGUUUAACAUUUAAUAUAUCAAAUCUACCUGUUAAUGAUUUCUUAUCAUUUAUUAUCAAUGGUGCUGUAGAGCUGCCAGCUUACUUCCUUAUUUGGCCAUUACUUGAUGCUAUCGGACGUCGAUGGUCACUAGCAGCACCUAUGAUACUUGCAGGCUUAGCAUGCAUUUCAACAAUUUUAACAUCAAUUACUCAUGCACAUCAUCCAUUAUUUAUUGCAAUAAUGGCAUAUGUAGGAAAAUUUGGUAUAGCAGCAAGUUUUGCCGUAAUAUAUCUAUUUUCCGGUGAAUUAUAUCCGACUGUUGUACGUGCCCUCGGUAUGGGUAUGAGUUCAAUGGUUGCCGGAUCCGGACUUAUUCUUGCACCGUAUGUUGUACGACUGGGUGAUUACUUACGUAUCCUACCAUUAAUAAUUAUGGGUUUACUUGCAAUAUCAGCCGGAAUAGCAUCAUUAUUCUUACCGGAAACAAAAGGUAAACCAAUACCGCAAACAUUGGAAGAAGCAGAACUAUUCGGAGAAUCUCAAAAAUUUUAUUUCUUUACAAAACGGCAGGAGAAUAUUUCCGGAACAUACACAAGUUUAGCAGCGCUUAGUACUGAAAGACAUUCUGAAAUUUUAAUUACAGAAAACAAAUCUUUUGCCGGAUUUUUGAUGACAGAUGAGAACUCCAAAGAAGUUUUGGUUUGA